UAAAUUUGAUAUUAUAUUUAAAUGAUACAUUGGAGAUAGUCUAGUAUCUAUAAUAACUCUUUUCACAAGCCAAGACAAAUUAAUACAUGUGAUGUGAGGUAUCAAAUUAAUACAAAUUAAUAAGAGAAGAUGUGAUGCCAAGACAAAAAAGUAAAAAAAAAAAAGAAGAAGGAAAUUAGGAGAAGAUAAAUCCACCUUCUAAAAUUUAAUGCAUAUAUAUAAUUAGGACUCCCUCUUGAAAAAUAGAGGAGAGUAAGAAAGAAUGGGAACUUCAUUUCUCUUGUUAGUAGUGACAAGUAUGGGGAUUUUGUUUAGAGCACAUGAAGCUCGACUUGCUUCUGACUACUAUAAGUUUUCCUGCCCAUUUGUAGAAAGCACAGUGAGAACAGAGAUGAUAAAGAUUUUCUUGUCUGAUAUUAGCUCACCUCCAGCAUUUAUAAGACUCCUCUUCCACGAUUGUCAACUUCAGGGAUGUGAUGCUUCUAUUCUGCUAAAUUCCCAUGACUUAAGUUGUAACUCUGAAAUGGAAUCGUUUAGAAACUUUGGUGUUAGAAAGCUUGAUAUGAUCAACCAUAUAAAGAGUGUGUUGGAAAGCAAGUGUCCUGGUCAGGUAUCUUGUGCGGAUAUAAUAGCUUUGGCUGCCAAAGAGUCUGUAUUUUUCACAGGAGGACCUGAAAUCAAGAUCCCUCUUGGAAGAAAAGACUCAGUCGUGUGUAGUAGUUCCCAACAGGCUGAUGCAAAUAUUCCAGGACCAGGAAUAUCUGUCAACAAAUUACUUCACAUUUUCACAUCCCAUGGAAUGUCCCUCGAGGAAUCGGUUUCCAUUUUAGGUGCACAUACACUUGGCGUAGGACAUUGCAUAAACAUCGCAAGUACAUUGUAUGAUGGAAAUCCGAAUGACCAGAUGAAUUUGGGAUUUGAAGCACUCCUAAAAUGGAAAUGCCCAACAAGAGUUCCUCUUACAAAUCUGACUUUUGUGCCCAUUGACUCCACCCCAUUUGCAUUCGAUAACCAAUAUUUUAAAGAUCUCUUAAUGGGUAAGGCCUUGUUUGGCAUCGACUCAAGCAUUUCAAGAGAUCCCCGGACCAACCCCAUUGUUAGAAGAUUCGCUACUGAUCAAGACUACUUCUUCAAGGUUUUCAGUUCUGCCUUCGUUAAGCUUUCUUCUACAAAAGUUCUUACUGCCAAGGAAGGUGAAGUGAGGAGGCAAUGCUAUCGUAGAAACUAAGAAAGUGGGAAAAUAUUACUGGAAUUAUAAAUACAAUACAUCACUCUAUGCAUACAACAACACGGAUGAAUUCUUUAAUGUGAAUAAUGGAAGGUAUUUUCCAGCCUUGAAAAGGUAGCAAUGGUCAGUAAUAAAAGACAUUCAACAGCACUAAAUUACUCCACCCAAAAUUACCAUAUAUGAUGGCCAGCAGCGCAGUCCUUUACUCGAAUUAAGAUAUGAUUAAAACUGUCCUUCACUCGAGUUAAGAUAUGAUUAAAGUAGGAGUAGCAGAGUGAAAGUGGGGCAAAAUUCUUCUGUACUCUUUCAAUAUGUAUAGAAUGUAUCAGCGUAAUAAUAACGUGUCACAUUAUGAUGAAUAAAACCUAUCUCACAAGAUCUAAAUUAUGCUAUUUCACUAC
This is a messenger RNA of Humulus lupulus (European hop), 1629 nucleotides long. RefSeq names its product peroxidase 29-like. Gene Ontology annotation, biological process: response to oxidative stress; hydrogen peroxide catabolic process. Bases 263 to 1228 code for a protein of 321 amino acids. The record is from RefSeq and is a predicted model, not a curated record. The transcript has 3 exons. Lineage: Eukaryota; Viridiplantae; Streptophyta; Magnoliopsida; Rosales; Cannabaceae. Gene Ontology annotation, molecular function: peroxidase activity; heme binding.